AUGGCCCUCCAAAUAUCUUCUGCCCCACCCCGUGGUAGGGUUAGGAUUGGAGAUAACCUGCAUAUUCCUAGUGAUAUGAGUGUAUGCAUGGGGAUACACGUACAAAACACAGGCCAGAUAAUUAACAUAUCACUGUGAUUAUUGUGAUACCAGUAGUGGAUCAACUACAGUACAUCAGGGGUGGCACUAGACCUCUUUGAAUGGGGCGGGGGGAGGGAGAGUAAGUGGAUUUUGCUGUGUUAUCAAGCCAAAUUUUGCCAAGUCACUACAACCACUAAUUAUGAAUAUUUCUUUUACCAAAAUUGUGGCAGGCCGGUAGCGGUGUCUUAACAGAUCUGGUUUGACAUUUUAACACUCUAUCAUUUCCAUGAUAGAGAGUUAUCAGAGUUUUGGGAGAAGCUAGGCCAUGUGUGAUGUCCAGUUCACUUUCCAAUAUCUGAUCACUGUCCGAUAUUCAUGUUUUCCACAAUGUCUUUCAUCCACAAUGUGUGACAUGUUUGAUUGUUAUUUUUAACUACUGUAUUUAGGUGCAGAUAUUGUUUCUAUUGAUGCAUUUAACUCAUUCAGUGGUUUGCAUGUUGGUGUGACCUAUAUAAAGGUAAUUACAGUAAUAAUAUCAUGAUUGCGGGUAUUCCCUUUGUUCUCGCAGGGCAAUUAAUAACUAAUACACCUCAUUAUAUUCAUUUUUUUCUAAUCCUACCCGCUUUUACGUCAUGUCAGGUAGAAUUAGUUCUAAUCCUACCCGAAACGACGUCAAAGCGGGUACGGUUAGAAAAAAUGAAUAUAUAUGAAAUCGCCAAAACUAAACAAAGACAUGGAAAACAAUUAUACCAUUUAAUUUAUACCAUUAUUUAUUGUUAAUUGGUUUUUAAUGGCCCUGCGAGAACAACGGGAAUACCCGCAAUCAAUUCGGGUCAUUUAGUAAAAUUCCCGAGGGCCGAACUAAAUGACCCUCAUCGAGCGGCGCCCAAGGGAAUUUUACUAAACGACCCUCAUCGGGCGGGAGGUUUUAAUAGCUAAUUCGCCUCUUUCUAUGCUAUUACUUAUAAUUAUGGCAUGUUUAAUGGUCUUGUUUUUACUAAUCAUGCACUUCAAGUUGUGAACGAUUCACUAAGCUAUGUAUAGCCAGGAAGUUGUCUAGUUCCCCAUUGCUUUCCAUUAGUCAAUGGAAUUUCAAUCUGCUUGACACAUCCUUUUACCCAUGUUGUUAACCCAUUGAGUGGUAGCACUCUCCUAGCUUAAUGACAAGUAAAAUUGUUAAAAUAUUAAAAAAGAUAGAUAGAUAGAAACUUUAUUUAUACACGCUGACCCCAUCAACCGAAGCUGAUUUCCGCCGUGGGGGGGCGUGUGAAAAUGAAAGAGUCAAGUAAAGCUAAGCUCUACAAGUUAAAUCUGAAAGAGCAAGAGAGAUAUGGGAAAUACAAAAGUAAGGGCCAUCAGGGCCACCUAAAGGGUUGAUUAGAUUACUGUAGCUGCAUGCUUUUGUGAAAUAAAAGGCAAUCUAAUUAGAUAAAUAAUUGUGAAACUGUGAAGAUAUUUGCAUAUUAUGGAGAGUGGAGAUUGAACGUACAGCAAUCAGAUCAAUAGCAGGCUUUUUCAACAUAAUUUUGAAAUAUUCCCAUAUUUUCUUUCCUGUUAGGAUGGUCACACACAUUUGCAGAAACCAUAUCUCAACAUUUAUUGUGGUAAAGGAACCGAAUCUGACACAAAGCUUGAAUCCGUUGCAGGCGAGCACAACGCAAUAUGUUACCAAUAUGUUGCACAUAUUUAGUCAUUUAUAGAGGUAUAUAAUUAAGUUGUUUUUUGAAUUGAAAAUGUUUUAGACACCUGCCAGACGAUUGAAUUGGAUUUUGUACCAUUUCAGCUUACCCACACCAAGUAAGUAUAAUUAUUUUAAUAACAUUUAAUUAUUUUAUAAUAAUAAUUAUUAAUAAGUAAUACAUGUAUACAAUAGUAAUUAUAUACAGUGAUGGUAUAUACAGUAUAUUACAUAAUACCUAAUAGCAAUUAUUUUAACCCCAGUAGUACACAACCAUAAAUUGAAAACCUUUUAAUUUUUUAUAACAACCAUACAGUACUGUACUGUACAUGUAGUUGAUAAGAAUUUUAGAAUAUACUUAAUUCCCAUAUCACCUGAGUGCACACAAAACAGUUAAGCCCUGGGCAAAUCGUGCUUCUUUGAUAAAUUUCUAUGAUAAUUUUCAGCUUGCUCUUGACAAUAUACGAUUGUUACCGAGAAAAUAUAAUUUGGUCAUUCUAGGGGACUUGAAUUCACAUUAUGAUAAUACAAAUCCUCAUGAGAGUACUACUGCAGGAUUAAAAUUUAAUAGUUUUUUAAUAGGUAAUAAUUUGACACAAUUGAUUAAUGAGCCAACAAGAAUUACCAGGCAUCAAGCAGCAAUUUUAGAUGUUUUGAUUACAAAUUGUCCAAAUUUUUUUUAUAAAACAGGAACUCGUAGUCCUCCUUCUACGUGUGACCACUCGCUGAUCUUUGCUCAAAUGAAGAUUGGUAUUUCUAAAAAAAAAUGUUUUAAAAGAGAGAUUUGGGAUUUUAGUAAUGUAAAUACUUCUGCUUUAAAUGAUGCAUUACUCUUGAAUGAUUGGGGAUCGCUUUUCGACACUGUAUUUGAUAUUGACUAUAUUUAUGAGAUAUAGCUCAAAACGGUUUAUGAUGUUGCCAAAAGCUAUAUACCAUUAAAAUCUAUUGUCAUAUGGCCGAGGGAUAAACCGUGGAUGAAUAAUGAGGUUCGCCGGGCUAUUCGUAAACAUGAUAGGUUAUUACAUAUUCAUAAUAUUAGGCGAUCAGAUUAUUCUUGGGAUUCUUACAGAAGGCAACGUAAUUUUACAACGAACUUAAUUAGGUCCGCAAAACAAUUUUAUUAUAAGUUAAAUAAAGAUUUAAGCAAUUUUAUUAUAAGUUAAAUAAAGAUUUAAGCAAUCCUAACAUAAAUUCUAAAAGGUGGUGGUCUAUUACUAAAAGUCUUUGGGGGUCAACUAAUGUUUCCCUAGUGCCAACAAUAAUAGAAAAUGAUGUUCCGGUGGUUGACUCUGGGGAAAAGGCGAGCAUUUUUAAUGACUAUUUUGUAGCGCAGGGUCGGCUCCCUGGGGCGGACACUUUGCCGCCAUUCGUACAUUUACAUCCUUCUGCGCGGGAGUUUUUUACUAUUUCAGUGGAAGAGGAAGAAAUUUUCAGAUUAAUGCAAAAUGUUGAUGUUACUUAGGCAAGUGGAUGUGAUGGUUUUGGAAAUAGAAUAAUUAAACUGUGCGCAGAAGGCUUGUGUCCAUCUUUUACUACACUAAUAAAUGAUUAUAAAUCGGUCAUUUGUGUUAGGAAAAUACCCUUCGCAAUGGAAAUUGGCCAAUGUUAUUCCUUUAUAUAAAAAAGAAAAUCGACACUUAUGUGAAAAUUAUGUGAAAAAGUUGCCUUUAAAAGACUAUAUAUAUAUUUUUUUUUACAAACUUAGUCAUAAAUGACAGGUUAACCCUACAGAGCUUAAUGCUCCAUUUACAGGGUCCCUAAUAAUAUGUAUAUAUGUAUAUAUAAAAAACAAACAAAAAAAAAACAACAUUACAUUAUAUGACUACUUGAUAGAAAUCGGUUUUCUUUAUCGUUUUCAAUCUGGAUUCAGACCUGGAGACUCAACAGUAAAUCAAUUGUUGUAUAUAGUUCGUCAGAUUUAUCUCGCCUUUGAGCAAGGAAAGGAAGUAAGAGCUGUGUAUUUAAAUAUAAGUAAGGCGUUUGACCGUGUGUGGCAUCGCGGAUUGUUAAAAAAACUGGAAUCGCUUGGUAUUUGUGGACUGUGGUUCUUUACUGCAUUGGUUUGAAAGCUACAGUAUUUGCAGGAUAGAAUGCAACGUGUCGUUCUCGACGGUCAAUCAUCGGAAUGGAAAAAAUUAUAUUCGGGUGUACCUCAAGGUUCAGUACUAGGGCCACUUUUGUUCUUAAUAUAUGUAAAUGAUAUUACAGAUAAUCUUGAAUCAAAGCCUUUUGUUUAUGCUGAUGAUACCACUCUAUUUGAGGUCGUAGAUGAUCCUGUUGAGUCAGCUGAAAAUCUUAAUAACGAUUUAGCUAAGAUUUCUGAGUGGUCAGAUUACUCAGAUAAGUGGUUGGUUACUAUGAACCCCUCAAAACUAGAUCCAUGUUUUCAUUGAAAAGAGAUAAAAUAGAUCAUCCGGAACUUACAUUGAGAGGUGUGGAUAUUGAAGAAGUUAGUUCUCAUACCCAUCUGGGUCUUACAUUUCAAAACAAAAUGUCUUGGAAUAAGCGUGUGUUGGAAAUUUAUGAAAAAGCCUCUAUAAACGAUUAAAUGUGAUGAAAUCAUUAAAAUUCCAUCUAGAUAGGUCUAUUCUUAGAUGUUUGUAUACAAGUUUGAUACGGCCACAAAUGGAAUAUGCUGAUAUUGUUUGGGAUAAUUGUACAACAGGAAAUAGUGAUUUACUCGAAAGCGUUCAAUACGAUGCUGCUAAAAUUAUUACAGGUGCAAUUAAAGGCACCAGUGCUCGGAAAUUACGUGAGGAACUAGCCUGGGUAAAGCUGAAAACCAGAAGAAAAAUUCAUAAAAUAAUAUUCUUCUAUAAGUCUGUAAAUAGAAUGACUCCAGCUUAUAUUAGUGAUUUGGUGCCAUUGAGAGUAGGUAAGAGAUCGAAUAUUCGUUUGAGAUCAGCUACUGAAUUUUCAAAUUUUUAGUGUAGAACGGAAAUGUUUAAAACAUCUUUCUUUCCUUCAGGUAUAAAUUUAUGGAAUAACCUGUCUUUAGAUAUAAGACAGUUAGACUCAUUAUUUGUCUUUAAACAUACAUUAAAUAAUUUAUUGCAUCCUUUAAAGUACAACCGUUUCUUUGAUUCCUCACUAAGCAGACGAGCUUCUAUUUUACAUGCUAGAUUACGUUUAGGUUGUUGUGCUCUUAAUGAUUAUUUAUUUUUUAUUAAUUGUGCAGUUUGUCCUAUUUGUGCAUGUAAAUAAGGAAAAGAAACUGUAAAACAUUACCUACUUGAAUGUCCCCGUUAUGCUACUCAGCGUGCGGCUUUGCUUACCUCUGCUGCACAGCUUUUUGGUCAAUCGUGGUUGCGGUGCAGCGACACUGUAAAGUUAAACUGUGUUUUACAGUCAAUUUCAGCGGACUUUUCACUCAAAUGUUCCGAACUUUGUUCCGAACUUCGCAAAUUCGUUGCCAAGUUCAAAAGUUCAUAAUGAAAUUCACAAACGGGUUUGUAAACUGGGCAUUUGAUUGGCUGGUUUGAUUUAAUAGCCAAUCAGAGGCUUUGUUUACAAACCUGUUUGUGAAUUUCAUUAUGAACUUUUGAACUUGGCAACGAAUUUGCGAAGUUCGGAACAAAGUUCGGAAUCUUACGGUGAAAAGUCAGCUGAAAUUGACUGUAAAUGGAUCUGAAUUUUGAGUUAUGAAGAAAAUUGUGUAUUGUUUUCAAUAGUUCAACAAUUUAUUUUAAACACAUGUCGUUUUGCAGCAUCCGCCUUUGAUGUUUAAUAUUUCUAUAUUAAUAUCUUAUUUUGUCUGGGUGUGUGUACCAUUUGUGUGUUGUGUGUUACAGUCAAACCGGAUGUUCUCUUGCGUGCAGCAUUGCAAUAUUGCCCCACAAUAUUGCAAUUUUGAUAGGCAGGUUGCUCUGAGCAAAUUGCAACCGACGCGAACAAAUUGCAAGUUGGAAAUUCACAAAAGAUUUGUAAACAAACCCUCUGAUUGGAUUAUAAGAAAGAGCUAGGGAAGCCAAUCAAAUAGUCUGAGCAACUGGAUUGGUGCUUCCCUCUUUCUUAUAAUCCAAUCAGAGGGUUUGUUUACAAAUCUUUUGUGAAUUUCCAACUUGCAAUUUGUUCGCGUCGGUUGCAAAUUGCUCAGAGCAAUCUGCCUAUCAAAAUUGCAAUAUUGUGGAACAAUAUUGCAAUGUUGCUCGCAAGAGAACAUCCGGUUUGACUGUAAAAUGUUAUAUAUGUAUAGAUGUAAGCCCCUCGAUAAGCAGUUUGCUUUUGGGAUAAACAUCAAAUAAUAAAUUUUAAAUAAAAAAAACAAAAACAAAAAAACUAGGAAACUUGUUGUGGAAACAUUGUUUCCUACCAAUGUAUCACCAUGUUUACCAGAGUGGGGAAACAUUAGUGAGAAACAUAGGGAAACAUCAAAUGUUUCUGAAUUUGUUAGGAAACAUUAUUUCUUUUUGGGAAGCAUAUUUUGUUUCUGCAACAAUGUUUCCACGGGUGGACAAACAGGGAAACAUUUGAGGAAAUAUCGAGAAUCACAGAUAUUUCUACAACAAUGUUUCCUACAGUAGUUUGCCCAGGGCUUUACGUUGGAACUUGAGGCUGACAAUGUCAUUCAGUUUAUGAUAUAGUUAAAUCAUUGUCAAAUAUCAGGAUUUUGGGCAUCUCACUUGAAAAACUAAGGGAUUUGUAGGUGGAAAUUUUGAGUGGAAUUUUUAUACAUUUAUUAUGUACUGUUUAAUAAACGAGCAGGAGUGUUUUAUUAGGUUUAAAGACACGAGCGCGCAGCGCGAGUGGCUUUAGACCUAAUAAAACACGACCUGCGAGUUUAUUAAACGGCUUCAAACACGACUACAAAUUCAAGAGAUAUACCGCCUUAUUAGUAUUCUUUAUAUAAAAAAUACUAAUGAGGACACGACAACAAUAGAUAGUGCCUCAUUAGUAUUCUUUAUAUAAAGAAUACUAAUUAGGAGUGUUUUAUCAGGUUUAAAGCCACUGCACGUGACAUAUUAUGGUUGACAUGAUUUGCCAAUAAGCUUAUGAAUUAUUAAUGAUGUUUGAAGGAAUUUUUAUACAUUUAUUAUGGAAUUUUUAUACAUUUAUUAUGGAAUUUUUAUACAUUUAUUAUGGAAUUUAUAUACAUUUAUUAUGGAAUUUUUAUACAUUUAUUAUGGAAUUUUUAUACAUUUAUUAUGGAAUUUUUAUACAUUUAUUAUAGAAUUUUUAUACAUUUAUUAUGGAAUUUUUAUACAUUUAUUAUAUAAUUUUUAUACAUUUAUUAUAUAAUUUUUAUACAUUUAUUAUGGAAUUUUUAUACAUUUAUUAUAGAAUUUUUAUACAUUUAUUGCAGCGCUCUAACUAACUUUUAAAUCAUUGUCAGCCUUGAUCCUGCUUUGUGUGCACUCAAACAAAUUCUGGAAGUUAUGUUAAAUAUUUAGUUUAAGAUCAAUUGACAACGAACUAGAAGAUCACACUGUAUUCCUUUUAAGUGGUGGUGAUGAAAAGAUACAUAUGUUUGCAAAAGUAAGGAGUAUUAAUUUUAUUGAGUACUAAUAUUUUCAGAAUAAUUUGAUGACGGGUACCUCCGUCAAGAUAUUUACCAGAGAAAAUUUUUAAGAUCUUUGGUACUUUCAGCGCCUUAUAAUGAAUAUAUUAGAGGGUAUAUCAAAAAGUGCAAAGUUCUAAAAUCUCCACUAAAUUGCGCAAAAUGUGUGAGAACGUUUUGUUAGUAUGGGUAGUUUGGGGCUUCUAGUAGCCUGGUUCACAGCAGCAAUUUUGUCGGCGAUUUUGUGUUUCUGACGGAUGCAAAUGACUGAAAUGAGUGACCUCGCACACAAAAGUAUAGAGUCGUUUUUCAGCAGUCAACAAUUCUUUUGCAUGUCAUUCAUUCGAUCACAUUUGCCAGUGUGAACCAGGCUUUAGAGAUCGCGCGUUAGACUUAAGGACAUGAUGUACAUCAAAUUGUCUGGUUCUUUUGUAGUUCAUAAAAUUACACCUUCUAAAUUAAUUUGCACCCUAUGAAUCAAUUCAAAUCGCGUUUCAAACCUACCAUUUUUGUGCGCAAACCAUUUUUAAAAUGGUUUUAAAAAACUUCAUGCAAAUUACAAAUUUUGCGGAAUUUUCAGUUAGUGAACAUUUUUAUACAGUACACCAUUUAUAGUUUAUGUUUAUGAUUUGUGUCCUCUUCAAUUGAAGAUUAGCGCAAAGAUUUUGGCCUGAGCAUAAUGAUCAACUAAAUAGUGGUAUUCAUUUAUUCAGGAUCCUAUGAAUCAACAGUUUGUUGAACGAAAGGUGGAAGAUUGUUUCCCAGAAUUCCAAAAUCUUCCCAGCAGGUAUAGGAGGUUUAAAUGUGGUAUAGCGUGGUCAUAUAAUUUCAGAACCAUCCUAGCUCAGAGAUACGAUUAUUAUUAUUCUGACACUGCAAUCGACCAACAAAAAAUUCGUUGACUCGAGCAGGAUUUGAACUCGCAUCUUCGGGUAUCUAGACCGCCGCUCUACUUAUUUAGCUAUCGAGUCAACGGGGUUGGUAGCGAGUCGCACUAGCGAGUCUUAUCCAAUUUAAGUGCACGAAAUAUUUUCGUGACGACUUAACCCUCUAAGACAAGCGUUAGUUGCUACCAAUCCCCGUUGACUCGAUAGCUCAAUGAGUAGAGCGGCGGUCUAGAUACCCGAAGAUUCGAGUUCAAAUCCCGCUCGAGCCAACGAAUUUUUCGUUGGUCGAUUGCAGUGUCAGAAUAAUAUGAAACUGGUAGUCAUAUAAAAUAUGAGUACAUGAUAGUUGUGGUGGAAGCUGCUUCGCUUUUGUUGUCAUCUACUUUAUUUUCUUUCUCAUUCAGUGUUAUUUGGAUGGAUAUUUACCGUGAUAACAUCAAUGGAAGACGAAUUAGUUGCUUUGCUUGUCAAAAUGGUUUUCUCAAAGUCGUUGUUGUUAAUGAAAACGGUACGAAUCAUGACUUGAGACCAUCUGCCUACAUGUGUAUGUUGGGAGCAUGUGUUGUUUGUUACAUGUCACAAUUAUAAGGGAAAAUGGUUACUUUCAUUUUUCUAUAAUUUUUUUGACGACGUAAGUAAAUAUAUUGUGUAAAUAAGUAUUUUCUGAUUACGUACUGAUCGUCAUUUGUGUCGUUUUCCAAUUGGUCUUUCUCGCUUUCAAAGUCCACAUCGAACUCAAAAUCUCCAUCAAAAUAACCAUCUUCUGGCGCCUCCACGGCCGUUUUUCUUCCCGCAGUUAAAUAUAUAUAGCAUAGUCUUACAAAUAAAUACUGUAGUGCUCACGCAGAUGCAGUCAAUAUCAGGUAUGCUUAACAUGGCAGUCAUAUUCAAAGUUUACAGUGUUACAGUUUACAGUGUUACACACAUCACGACAUGACAAUGCCUUAAAGAUAUACGCCUGUAUUCUAAAAGCUAACUCAUACUCACAAUCUGAGAGUGGAGGUUCAAUCUGAGCUUCCCUUGAGUAUCAGUGCUGUUUUUGAAUAGCUGGAGGGUGAGUAGUCACACAUAGUAAGGUACGGGACUAACCCUCCAGCUAUUCAAAAACAACACUGACACUCAAGGGAAGCUCAAAUUGAACCUCCACUCUUUGAGUGUGAGUGAGCUUUUCGAAUACAGACGAUAGUGGUAUAACUACAUGGGGAAGACGAGAAGGAAUCAUGACGAAGAAGGCCAUGCAUGUGUACAUCGGGAGCAUAUGUUGUUGUGUCUGUCUUAAAUGUUGCAUGCAUGUGCUGUAACAACUCUCAUUAACGGAGAAUGGUUACUUUUAUUUCUUAGUUUUUUUAAAGACAUGUUUGCAACAAAUAAAUAGCAUGCAGAUGCAGUCAAUAUCAGGCACGCUUAACGUGACAGUUACAUGCAAAGUUUCUUGUGUUAUAGUAAUCCCAUUCAAAAUUUUAUUUUCAAGAGGUCAGAAAUGAGUGGUCUUCUAUGCACGAUGGUCCCGUGUCAUCUGUGAAAAUUUUUACUUACGAGGCAAAACAAUACAGCGUCUCUGAUGAACUGAAAGGUAGAACUAAUAUAUCGAAUUAUUAAGACACGCACUAAUACGGACAUACACAGACUUACAGAAAAAUAGGACUUAGUCUAAUUAAUUACAAACGGUCUGUGCCAGUGUCAAUAAUAACAAGCUUUUGUUGGUAGGGAUGCAACUACCUGAAAUUCGACGUUUCGAGCGAAGGCCCAUGACGUCCUUCGUCGGAAACUUCCCGCCACUAACUUCCCGCCACUAACUUCCCGCCACUAGUAUAACAUUUCUUUUUCUAUUUUAAAUUCUUUGAAGAAGUUCUUCAGUUGCCAGAGGAAAAUAAAGAUGAUACAAAAACUGCAAACUAUCCACUUCAUCUUUUAGUGACAGGUGUGAUUGAACCAUCUGUGAUAUACGAGUAAGUAUACUAACGAUCGCUAUUUUCAUCAAAAUGCUGGCAGGGACGUCGCUAUAGGGGGGGGGGUGUAACACCCCCCCCCCCCCCAAUAAUUCAAACGUUGGUCAAAGUUGGUCAAAGUUGGUCAAAAAUGGAACUGAUAUUUGCUUAAAAUUGAAGGUAAAACUCGGUAUAAAAGAUGGUCGAAGUUGCUCAAAGUUAUGAAAUGGUUCACAAUUUUAACAAUUUUAAAGCUAUUGUUAUGUUUGCGGUGAAAAAUUUGGAAGCCUUGCUCAUCUUGGUCGAAAAAUUUUGAAUGUGCUUAUGUUAGUCCGGAAAUAGUUUUUAGACUAUGCUUAUGUUAGUCCGGAAAAUUUUUUUGACCUCCCCCCCGUCGACAACAUUUUCUGGAAGAAUUUGUACGACUUGGUCAAAAUCCUAGGAAAUGUUGGUCAAAACAUGACACCCCCCCCCCCAUGUUGAUGGCUUCGCGACGUCCCUGAAUGCUGCUCUACUGCAUGUUGAGUGAAUUUAUCAGUUACUUACGCUACGUUUCCACUAUACCGGAUAGCUUUCCGUAGCGGUGCUGCUAUCUAUCCAAUAUGGAAUGUUCAACUUUCAGAAGCUGAGCGAAACAACAUCUCUCCGUUGCAAUAAUUUCUCUGAAAAUAGCGUUCCUAAAAGGUACGGAUAUGUGGUUUUUAUACACGUUACUACGGAAAGCUUUCCGGUACAGUGUAAACGUUACCUAAGACUUUAAAACUGAGAAAUACACUUCUUCGAACGAGAAGGGAAGAAUCUGAGUGGGAGGUUGCUUUCGAAUGCUGUGAGAGUAUACAUAGAGUCAUAUACUACUGUAGUCAAGCAAUCAGGAUGAAAUCUGUUGCUCGGUGAAAAUGGAGAUGAAUACGCGCUUUAAUUGACUAGAAGAAGUUGUAAAUAAUUCUGAGAGAAAGGAGGAUAGGAUGAUAUCAAAAAGAGAAGCAAAUAAAGAAAUAUGAAUCUUUGCUUGAUGAGAAAAGAAAAAUUGAAGGAAAAAGGAAUGAAGAAUCGAUCGACCAAGAACGAAUGAAAAAAGAAAAGAUUUUAAUCUUAAAAGAAAGAAGUAGUAGAUCUUGGAUUUGACAAAAACUGGAUUUGAUCUAACUAAUAAUUGACUAACUACAUUAAGUUAUUGUUUUUUAAAUUUUAGAGAUAUUCUAAAUAAUGGCUUGUCAAAACUUUCCAUCCUUCCCGAUUCUGACAAGUAUGAUUGU
This is a messenger RNA of Paramuricea clavata, 11327 nucleotides long. The record is from the annotation of a GenBank genome assembly. NCBI's taxonomy places the organism in Eukaryota, Metazoa, Cnidaria, Anthozoa, Malacalcyonacea, Plexauridae.